Messenger RNA from Suillus clintonianus, 1225 nucleotides. RefSeq lists its product as uncharacterized. Lineage: Eukaryota; Fungi; Basidiomycota; Agaricomycetes; Boletales; Suillaceae. The transcript has 4 exons. Bases 85 to 1179 code for a protein of 364 amino acids. The record is from RefSeq and is a predicted model, not a curated record.
CAAUGAUCUUGCAAAGGCUUCCAUGUAUCAUUCGUACGACUUCCCGUGUCAUCUAGAACCCGCAACCCAGAGUUCAGAAGGAGCAUGUAUUUGCAAAAGUCCAAAUCGUUACAAACAACCCCCAUGCUGAUGUCAUCUUCACGGUUAGGGCAUGCUCCCGAUCAAGGUUUAAUGAAAUCAAUGCUGCAGUCAUACCUCGAGUGCCUUGAUCGACGCAAUGACAGGCUGAACAUUGUUUACAAGGAAAUCCUAGAAAUCCGCGCCCGCAUUGCAGAGAUUCAUACCAGUUGUCAAUUAGAAGUCGCCGUGGGGGAUGAGGGUGCAUUAGACAGCAGCGUUCACCUCCAAGCAAUCGUCGAUGAUUGGCCUCGGACCAUCAUGACAGCUGCAUUCGAUGAGCUCAAUGUCAUUUCACAGUCGUUGACUCCGCUCGAACUCUCCAUCUUGGAAGAGAAAACAGCAUUCCAAGGCCAGCUUUCAGAUUUAGAGUACGGACCUUCAGAGUCUACUAUUACCCUGCCAGAGGGUGCGGAUCUUCUUCAAGAGAUUCGCACCCACAUUACGGAACUUCUUGCCAGCGUCCAAUCAGAAGUCACCAUGCCGGAGUCGGGCAUACCGGAUAACAGCGCUUACCCCCAAUCAGUCGUCGGUGAUGAGCCUCAGACCAUCGCGUCAUUUGCGCUCGAUGAGCUCAAUGAUAUUUCACCACUGUUGACUUCGCUUGGGCUCCCCCUCCUGCCAAAGUCACUAGCGUUCCAUGGCCAGCUUUCGGACCAAUGGUACGGUCCUUUUAAUUCUGUCGGGGAUAUGGGAUCACUGCCAGAGGAUGCAGAUCCUCCCUUCGGUCAACGUUCCCAAGACCGCGAUACCGCUGGUUUUAUUAGCCAUCAAUUCGGUGCACAAUCCUUCCCCCACCAACAUGACAUAUACCCUGAGGGGCAGACCUUUCCGGGGUCUUCGUCCAUACAUGACCAACAACUCCCUCUCCCCAUUGUGCAGGUUAGCCACAAAGUAAAGUGCACCUGGCCCGGAUGCACGAGGUUCCUCCAGAAGGACAGCCUCACCCGCCAUGUGAAUGAAACACAUCGGCGGAAGGUUAAGGCUGUCUGCGCUGACUGUGGAAGGAAAUUCACGCGCCGGUAUUUAAAGACGGCUCAUAUCUGCCGGGCGAAAAUGUAGAAGAGUUUUCCACACACCCAAUGUGACUGCGUUUCAAAGUCAUUCU